UGGUGAGUACCACUGACAGCAGUAUCUGGUCACCUUGUAGACUUACUUUUUAUGUUUGCUUCUUUGCAGAAGUGGAGAUGGAGGAGACAUGGCUGAAGGAGGCAGGGCUAUUUUUUCUGGUGUCAGGAAUAGCAUCCUCAGAGGCAUCUCUGCCACUGCCCGAGGCUGUUAUUUCUACCCUAACUCACCAGCAAGCCGCCAUAGUCAGGGCUAGGCUGGACAACUACAAUGAGACAUUGAGGAAGAGGAACAGGCAGCCACUCCGGGAUGUGAGGGACAUUUUUGCUGAGGUAGGCAACCCAGAGGAAAAAUCAGCAGAGUUAUGCUCCUCCCCAUCUCCACAUUCUGCUGACUUCCCUCCAGGUCGAUACCACACCACCACCAAGACUAUUCGUCUCCUGUGUGUUGUAUAUUUUUUUGCAGCACGGCCCCAUUUUGUUUUUGAAGAUCAACUGACUGACCAUCCAUCAUGUAGCUCCCUCAAGGCACCACAAGCCAACACCAAUCCUUCCUGUCCUGUUCCCUCCAAUCCACCUCCAGCAUGUCACUGGAGACAAGCUGACUGGUUGCUGCAAGACACACCGUACUCUGAGGGCGUAGCUGAACAUAGACGCAGCUCUACCUGUUGGGACUGUCAGAGUUUCCAAGGAGACCUGAGUGGUAAACUACAGUUUGUACCUGUCAUCCCCUCAAAGGGCCUCACCUGUAUAGAUGACCUCUCACCUCGUGACCUCACACGCCUCGGCUUCAUCUCCCACAUUGAGCUUACUACCUUCCUGCUUGCUCUGGGUGUUCAAACCAAACGGAACCGUCCUUCCCGCACCAAGGCCCAGGGUGCGCCUGCUUCUUACAUCUUAACCCAUGAGCAAGAGGGGGCAGUAUUUGGAGUCACACUCAAGUCCCUGCUUGAGAAUGACAAGAAGAAGUUUCCAGGAAUCAAGAUUCCUAUUGUCUUCAAGAAGCUUUUGAGUAUCUUGGAACAGAGUGGUCUGCAGAUGGAGGGCAUUCUCAGAGUACCAGCAUCAGUUGCUCGAUUAAAGUACUUGCGCAAAGAGUUAGACAGACACCCCGAAGUCUUUGACUGGUCUGCAGUAAGACAGGUGGAUGCGGCAGGGUUGCUGAAGCUUUUCAUCAGAGAAUUGCCAACACCUCUGCUCACUUACACGCAUCUGCCUACCUUCAGCUCAGUGAUGGGUAUCUCCUCUGAGCUCCAUCAGGUCCAAGCUUUGCAGCUACUGACCCUACUCCUCCCUGAAGUCCACAGAGACACUCUGAAAGCUCUCCUGGUCUUCCUCUGGAAGGUGGUCUCUCAUCAAGAUCAGAACAGGAUGUCUCUGUGGAAUGUCUCUAUGGUGAUGGCCCCAAACCUGUUUCCUCAGUGUAACCAUGGUAAAAGGCACUCCCCUGUAAAACAGAGCAAGGAGAUAGAAGUGGCAGUGGGUGGGGCUCAGCUGAUCCAGCUGAUGAUUCAACACCAGGAUCUGCUCUGGACAGUUCCGAACUUCCUGCUGACACAAGUUAGACAACUGAACCAGGCAUCCAACCAAAAACAACUCAGUCUGAGCAGAACCAAGACCUAUCUGUUAAAGAAAAAGAAAAACCAAAACGAUGGGAACCAGAUCACAAAGCUGUGUGAAGGUGUGAUCCAGGUUCACGCCCCCCAACACACAAAGGUUUCCAUGGCAAUUCAGCUUGAAGAGCAGACAACAGCUAAAGAUGUUACGGCCCGCUUCGAGGGCCAGAACAGUCCUCCACAGCGCCUCUAUGAAGUUGGAGGGAACAUUUGUGAACGCCGUCUCCAUCCAGACUGCCCUCUGAUGGAGGUUUACAGAGUCAAUCCUUGCUGUGAUUGGCUGAUUAAACCUGGACUUGUGUCAUCUUCAUCGGCCGGAGAACUCAACUCUCAGCUCUAAAAUCCCUCACUGCCUUUAUCAGAUUG
Oryzias melastigma (Indian medaka) is the source of this 1939-nucleotide messenger RNA. Its product is annotated as rho GTPase-activating protein 28. The transcript is spliced from 14 exons. Gene Ontology annotation, cellular component: cytoplasm. Gene Ontology annotation, biological process: signal transduction; negative regulation of stress fiber assembly; regulation of small GTPase mediated signal transduction. Gene Ontology annotation, molecular function: GTPase activator activity. Bases 78 to 1913 code for a protein of 611 amino acids. The record is from RefSeq and is a predicted model, not a curated record. NCBI's taxonomy places the organism in Eukaryota, Metazoa, Chordata, Actinopteri, Beloniformes, Adrianichthyidae.